Sinocyclocheilus anshuiensis is the source of this 3085-nucleotide messenger RNA. RefSeq names its product hook microtubule-tethering protein 3 (gene hook3). The record is from RefSeq and is a predicted model, not a curated record. The coding region runs from base 76 to 2241 and encodes 721 amino acids. Gene Ontology annotation, biological process: cytoplasmic microtubule organization; cytoskeleton-dependent intracellular transport. Gene Ontology annotation, molecular function: dynein light intermediate chain binding; microtubule binding. Gene Ontology annotation, cellular component: centrosome; cytoplasm. Lineage: Eukaryota; Metazoa; Chordata; Actinopteri; Cypriniformes; Cyprinidae. The transcript is spliced from 23 exons.
AAACUCAGCUUCUGGUCGCUCUAGCUGGACAGGACUUCUCUCGCCGCCGGACUCUGAUCGCAGCGUGACCGGAACAUGAGCGCUCUGCAGGCUCGGGCUCGAGGGCAGCUGUGUGAGAGUCUCCUCACAUGGAUCCAGACGUUCGCUGUGGAGGCGCCGUGUUCAGCGGUGGACGAGAUGACCAGCGGAGUGGCCAUGGCACAAGUCCUGCAGAAAAUUGAUGGCAUGUAUUUCACUGACGCGUGGAUCAGUCGUAUUAAACCUGAUGUUGGAGACAACUGGAGGUUAAAGAUCAGCAAUUUAAAGAAAAUAUUGAAAGGCAUUCUGGAUUACAACCAUGAGGUGUUGGGGCAGCAGAUCAAUGACUUCACUCUUCCAGACAUCAGUCUCAUCGCAGAGCAUUCAGACGCAGCAGAACUGGGCCGAAUGUUGCAGCUCAUCCUGGGCUGCGCUGUCAACUGCGAACAGAAGCAGGAAUAUAUCCAGACUAUCAUGAUGAUGGAGGAGUCUGUGCAGCACGUGGUCAUGACGGCCAUCCAAGAGCUGAUGAGUAAAGAGUCGCCUGUGUCCUCCGGAAGCGACUCGUUCGUUGAUCUGGACCGACAGCUGAAGAAGACUGUGGAGGAUCUAAACGACGCUUUGGCCACUAAAGAGGAGAUCGCUCAGAGAUGUCACGAGCUGGACAUGCAGGUGGCGGCGCUCCAGGAGGAGAAGAGCAGUCUUCUGGCUGAGAACCAGGUGCUGAUGGAGCGGCUCAACCAGUCGGACUCCAUCGGGGAUCUGAACAGUCCAGCGGGACGCAGACACCUGCAGCUUCAGACGCAGCUGGAGCAGCUGCAGGAGGAGACCUUCAGAUUGGAGGCGGCUAAAGACGAUUACCGCAUCCGCUGCGAGGAGCUGGAGAAGGAGCUGAUGGAGGUCAGAGGUCAGAAUGAGGAGCUGACCUCUCUGGCCGAGGAGGCGCAGUCGCUCAAAGACGAGAUGGACGUGCUGAGGCACUCGUCUGAUAAGGUGUCGAAGCUGGAGGCGCAGGUGGAGGUGUAUAAGAAGAAGCUGGAGGAUCUGGGGGAUCUGAGGCGGCAGGUGAAGCUGCUGGAGGAGAAGAACACCAGCUACAUGCAGAACACCGUGACGCUUGAGGAAGAUCUGCGCAAGGCCAACGCCGCUCGAGGACAGCUGGAGACCUACAAGAGACAGGUGGUGGAGCUUCAGAACAAGCUCUCGGAGGAGUCCAAGAAAGCAGACAAGAUGGAGUUUGAGUAUAAACGAGUCAAGGAGAAAGUGGACUCUCUUCAGAAGGAGAAAGAUCGCUUGAGGACGGAGAGAGACUCGCUGAAGGAGACGAUUGAGGAGCUGAGGUGUGUUAAAGCUCAGGAGUCUCAGCUGACGUCAGGUUUGGUGCCGCUCGGCAGUAACGAGCCGUCUGAUUCGCUGGCCGCAGAGAUCGUCACACCAGAGAUUCGAGAGCGUCUGAUUCGCCUGCAGCAUGAGAACAAGAUGCUGAAACUGGCUCAGGAGGGAUCAGAUAACGAACAGAUCGCACUGCUGCAGAGUUUACUGGAAGACGCCAACAGCAGGAAGAACGAGCUGGAGACAGAAAACAGGCUGGUGAAUCAGAGGCUGCUGGAGGGUCAGUCUCAGGUGGAGGAGCUGCAGAAGUCUCUUCAGGAACACGGAUCCAAAGCAGAUGAUACGGUCCUGAUGAAGAGGAAGUGUCAGGAACAUCUGGACAAAUUAAAGGACGCCACUAACGAGCUUCAGAAGAAGAGCGCAGCGAUUGAAGAGCUGGAGAACAAACACACUUCCAGCGUUCAGAGGAUUGAAGAGCUGGAGGACGCACUGAAGAAGAAGGAUGAAGAUAUGAAACAGAUGGAGGAGAGAUACAAGAAAUACCUGGAGAAAGCCAAGAGUGUCAUUCGUACUCUGGACCCCAAACAGAAUCAGGGUUCUGCUCCUGAGGUUCAGGCUCUGAAGACCCAGGUGCAUGAGCGCGAGAGGAUGCUGAUCUCACUCCAGAAGGAGUGCGACAAGACGAAGUCUCAGAGAGACCAGGAGGAGAAACUCAUCGUAUCUGCCUGGUACAACAUGGGGAUGGCGCUGCAGAAGAAGGCGGCUGAGGACCGGCUGGCCAGCACGGGUUCGGGUCAGUCUUUCUUGGCGCGGCAGAGACAGGCCACCAGCACUCGCCGGGCGUAUCCGGGCCACGUGCAGCCCACCGCAGCCAGUGACGUUAAAGCAUGAGCGGCAGGGGGCGGGGCUGCAUGACUGAGUGUGAUUUGAGCUCAUGCUGCUGAGUUUAACCCAUCGCUGCACACUAAUUAACCCAGAUUGCUAACCGCUGUCCUCCCGAUCAGAAGUGGGCGGGGCUGGCGCCUGUCGAUCAUGCUGUCGGUGCGUGGCUGUGACUGUUACGCUUUAAAGACGGAUGAACUUCGACAUGUUUUCAUUUUAGUCGCAUCAUUGUGGAGUGAUUCAGUGUUUUCUGUAGUCUAUGAACAAACGAGUCUCGUCACACCUGCUUCAUCAGCCGAUGCUGGAUGUGUUUCAGUAGAAUCAGUGUUGCAUCCGCUCCUUCUGUUUGUUUUAAUCUAAAUCAGUAAGUGCUUUGAUGAUGAUGAUGAUUCUGACACAAUGUUACAAACCGCAGCAGUACAUAUUCUGACAUUUAAACCUGCUCUGCUGCUUUUCUUCUUCAGCUGUUACUAAAUAUUCAUGUAAUAGCGCACAGCGAUUGCCGGACGAGACGUGAUCGGUAUAUAUUUUACUCCAGCAGUGUUCUUGUGUGGUUUUUAAGAGGCGAUUGAACGUGUUUCUCAUGAGUUCAAAGGUUAAACACAACCGUCCAUGAGCAGAGAAACACCUGAUCAGUACUUCUGAUUCAGUACAUUCGUAGCAAAUAUUCGUCGCAUUUGCCAAGUUUUAUAUUGCUUGUAUACAAUAUGUACAUACUGUAUGUGCGCGCGGCUGGAGGAACCGGUUAGAUGCGAUUCAUAAUGUGUCUCAUUCACACUCUGUUGAUGAAUCUGUGCUUCCAGCGCUGCAAAACUGUACAGUUGUUCUUCAAGUUGUAAAUAAAGCUUGUAUA